Molecule: messenger RNA, 1274 nt
Organism: Trichophyton rubrum CBS 118892
Lineage: Eukaryota; Fungi; Ascomycota; Eurotiomycetes; Onygenales; Arthrodermataceae
Product: S-adenosylmethionine synthase
Exons: 5
Coding region: 189-1274 (361 amino acids)
Biological process (GO): S-adenosylmethionine biosynthetic process
Cellular component (GO): cytosol
Molecular function (GO): methionine adenosyltransferase activity; ATP binding
Source: RefSeq, a predicted model, not a curated record
CCGCCUCCUCCUGGGCCCCUUUUCCCAAACCAAACCUCCAACUCAGGUCUCUUUUCUGGCUCUCCCUUCCACCCCAAGCAAGCACUUCUGCAACGCCUCCCUCAGACAGCGAUAUCGUCUUGCCUUUUUGCUCGUUCUACCUGUGUUCCCUUGCUCCUCUUCGCUAGACAGAUAUCUAGGCCGUCACAAUGGGCAGCUUAGCAAACGGUGCCACUCAGGGCAACUUCCUCUUCACCUCCGAGUCCGUCGGCGAGGGUCACCCAGACAAGAUCGCUGAUCAGGUUUCUGAUGCCGUUCUCGAUGCCUGUCUCGCUGAGGACCCCCUCUCCAAGGUUGCCUGCGAGACUGCCACCAAGACCGGCAUGAUCAUGGUCUUCGGUGAGAUCACCACCAAGGCUCGUCUUGACUACCAGAAGAUCAUUCGUGAUGCCAUCAAGGACAUCGGAUACGAUGACUCUGCCAAGGGCUUUGACUACAAGACCUGCAACGUCCUUGUUGCCAUCGAGCAGCAGUCCCCCGACAUUGCUCAGGGUCUUCACUACGAUGAGGCCCUGGAGAAGUUGGGUGCUGGUGACCAGGGUAUCAUGUUCGGAUAUGCCACCGACGAGACCCCUGAACUCUUCCCAUUGACCAUCCAGCUUGCCCACAAGCUCAACCGUGCCAUGAAGGAUGCCCGCAAGGACGGCUCCCUCCCAUGGCUCCGCCCCGACACCAAGACCCAAGUCACCAUUGAGUACGCCCAUGACAACGGCGCCGUCAAGCCCGUCCGCGUCGACACUGUCGUCGUCAGUGCUCAGCACAGUGAGGAAAUUACUACCGAGCCAUCUGGCCUCUUCAUCAUCGGCGGUCCCCAGGGUGACGCCGGUCUCACUGGCCGUAAGAUCAUCGUCGACACCUACGGUGGUUGGGGUGCCCACGGUGGCGGUGCUUUCUCCGGAAAGGACUACUCCAAGGUCGACCGCUCUGCUGCCUACGUCGCCCGAUGGAUCGCCAAGUCCAUCGUCCACUCUAAGCUCGCCCGCCGUGCCCUCGUCCAGCUUUCCUACGCCAUCGGUGUUGCCGAGCCCCUCUCCAUCUUUGUCGAGACCUACGGCACCUCUAGCAAGACUUCCGAUGAGCUCGUCGACAUCAUCCGAAAGAACUUUGACCUCCGUCCUGGUGUCAUCGUCAAGGACCUCGACCUCGCCAAGCCUAUCUACUUCCAGACCGCCAAGAACGGUCACUUCACCGACCAGAGCUUCUCCUGGGAGAAGCCAAAGACCCUCAACUUCUAA